This is a messenger RNA of Etheostoma cragini (Arkansas darter), 3814 nucleotides long. It is a transcript of the gene gphnb, whose product is annotated as gephyrin b. The coding region runs from base 125 to 2692 and encodes 855 amino acids. Gene Ontology annotation, cellular component: cytosol; postsynaptic specialization; postsynaptic membrane. NCBI's taxonomy places the organism in Eukaryota, Metazoa, Chordata, Actinopteri, Perciformes, Percidae. Gene Ontology annotation, molecular function: molybdopterin molybdotransferase activity. Gene Ontology annotation, biological process: gamma-aminobutyric acid receptor clustering; Mo-molybdopterin cofactor biosynthetic process; postsynaptic neurotransmitter receptor diffusion trapping. The transcript has 26 exons. The record is from RefSeq and is a predicted model, not a curated record.
CCUCCUCUCUCCAUCUCUUCCUCCUCCUCUUCCUCCUCCUCCCCUCCCUUUCCCCACUAGGUUCGAUGCGAUCGGCUCUGGGCCCUGCCGUGAGUUCUCGGUGCGGGCGACAGCGCUGCUGAACAUGGCGUCAGACGGGAUGAUUUUAACGAACCACGACCACCAAAUCCGGGUCGGAAUAUUGACAGUGAGUGACAGCUGUUUUCGGAACCUUGCAGAGGACCGUAGUGGCGUCAACCUCAAAGAUCUCAUCCACGAUCCCUCCCUUUCCCCCGCUGUGGGACCCUGGACUGAUCCACGCUUGUCAUGUCCUUUACGAUUGGGGGGUAUGAUCACAGCCUACAAGAUAGUGCCAGAUGAGAUAGAUGAAAUCAAGGAGACUCUGGUGGAUUGGUGCGAUGAAAAGGAACUUAACCUUAUCCUAACCACCGGAGGCACCGGCUUCGCCCCGAGAGACGUUACACCAGAGGCCACAAAGGAGGUGAUAGAGCGCGAGGCUCCAGGGAUGUCUCUGGCGAUGCUGAUGGGAUCCCUCAACGUCACACCACUAGGCAUGCUUUCCAGACCUGUGUGUGGUAUCCGAGGGAAGACGCUCAUCAUUAACUUACCUGGAAGCAAGAAAGGCUCCCAGGAAUGCUUCCAGUUCAUCCUGCCGGCACUGCCGCACGCCAUCGACCUCCUACGGGACGCAGUGGUGAAGGUAAAGGAGGCGGCCGACGAGCUGGAGGACCUGCCGUCGCCACCACCCCCCCUCUCGCCACAGCACAACAGUUCGCCCUGCCGCCAGACGGAGGACAAGGGCGUACAGUGUGAGGAGGAGGAUGAGGAGAAGAAGGACAGCGGUGUGGCGUCCACCGAGGACAGCUCCUCCUCCCACAUCACCGCUGCGUCCAUCGCCGCCAAGAUCCCAGACUCCAUUAUCUCACGGGGUGUGCAGGUGUUGCCCAGGGAUACAGCCUCUCUCAGCACCACGCCCUCGGAGUCGCCCCGCGCCCAGGCCACAUCCCGCCUCUCGACUGCUUCCUGUCCAACACCCAAAGCCCGGCUCCCCUCCUGUUCAUCCACCCUAAGCAUUGCUGAGGCCUCACGGAGGGAAUUCAGGGCUCACCUGGAUGAGGUCAUCACGCUCAAGUCAAGGUACUCUACCUUGGACCAGCUCCAGUGUAGGUUGGAGGGGCUUAAAGAUGAUCGCAGGAGGACCUUCAGCUCUCGAGUGCAGUCACGAUGCAGCAGCAAAGAAAAUAUCCUAAGAUCAAGUCACAGUGCAGUGGACAUCACCAAGGUGGCCCGGAGGCACCGCAUGUCCCCUUUCCCCCUCACCUCCAUGGACAAGGCCUUCAUCACUGUGCUGGAGAUGACCGCCGUCUUGGGCACUGAGAUCAUUAACUACAGAGAUGGGAUGGGUCGAGUCCUGGCUCAGGACGUUUAUGCCAAAGACAACCUGCCACCCUUCCCUGCCUCUGUCAAGGAUGGUUAUGCUGUGAGAGCGGCUGAUGGCCCAGGCGACCGCUUCAUCAUUGGAGAGUCCCAAGCUGGAGAGCAGCCCACCCACACAGUGAUGCCUGGCCAGGUGAUGAGGGUGACGACGGGUGCCCCUAUCCCAUGCGGGGCCGACGCUGUUGUCCAGGUGGAAGAUACAGAGCUGCUCCGUGAGUCUGAAGACGUAAGUCUGACUUCUGGUCUUUUACCCGAUGAAGAGGCAGGGAGAUGUCAGAAUCAGGGCUGUGGUCAACUCAACCCAACCAGAGUUUACCCUGUGAAGGGCAUCAGUAACUUACAGCAACUUGUACAGGGCACAGAGGAGCUGGAAGUACGAAUCCUAGUACAGGCUCGCCCAGGGCAGGACAUCAGGCCCAUCGGUCAUGACAUUAAGCGUGGGGAGUGUGUGCUUGCAAAGGGAACCCACAUGGGCCCGUCUGAGAUCGGCCUCCUGGCAACUGUGGGAGUCACAGAGGUGGAGGUCCAGAAAUUCCCUGUGGUGGCUGUCAUGUCCACAGGAAAUGAGCUGCUGAACCCGGAAGACGACCUCCAUCCUGGGAAGAUCAGGGACAGCAAUCGCUCCACCCUGCUGGCCACCAUCCAGGAGCACGGCUAUCCAACCAUCAAUCUGGGCAUCGUGGGAGACAACCCCGAUGACCUUCUCAACGCUCUGAAUGAAGGCAUCAGCCGUGCUGAUGUCAUCAUCACCUCAGGAGGAGUGUCCAUGGGAGAGAAGGACUACCUUAAGCAGGUUCUGGAUAUUGAUCUUCAUGCUCAGAUCCAUUUUGGUCGUGUUUUCAUGAAACCAGGUCUCCCAACAACAUUUGCCACCUUGGACAUGGACGGUGCUCGCAAACUUAUAUUUGCCCUCCCAGGUAGAAACCCCGUGUCCGCUGUUGUCACCUGUAAUCUUUUUGUCAUCCCUGCCUUGAGGAAGAUGCAGGGCAUUUUGGACCCUAGGCCCACCAUCAUCAAAGCGAGGUUGUCUUGUGAUGUAAAGUUGGACCCUCGCCCUGAAUACCACCGCUGCAUUCUGACAUGGCAUCACCAGGAGCCUCUGCCGUGGGCACAGAGCACAGGGAACCAGGUGAGCAGCAGGCUGAUGAGCAUGCGCAGUGCUAACGGGCUUCUGAUGCUACCUCCGAAAACAGAGCAAUACGUGGAGCUGCACAAGGGCGAGGUGGUUGACGUCAUGGUCAUCGGUCGGCUAUGAUGUCAUCACAGAGGGACGGAGCGUUGGCGUUAUAUAGCAAGGGAUGGAAUGGGUGGUUCACGGUGCAUGUCCACAUAUCAUUGACUAUUCUGUAAUAUGCAACGGCACAGCUAGUUUUUAUUGAUUUGGAUAACGUUGAGGUAUAGUCAACAUCUUGAUCACAAUCUAGAUACAUAUGAAAAAAAUUAAUUUAAAAAGAUUAUAGUAUUUCAAACAAAGAAAUAUAACUUUUAAUUAAAAAAUCUAAUUAUAAAAAGAGAUUUAUUCUGUAAUAUAUUAUUAUGAUUAUUCUUAUUAUUAUUAUUAUUAUUAUCAUUAUUAUAUUGAGGCAUCUUCGUUCUUUUCAUUGCAAUUGCUUUGUGUGUUCAAUGCUAGACCUUAUCUAUAGCAGUAGCAUUUUAAUAGACAGCUGUAGGUGCCUGCCAGGACAAAAAAAGAAAAUUAUUAUUUUCUCAUCUUUAGUGGAAAAAAAAAGAAUCUGUUUUUUGAAAAUGAAGAAAACAUUGAGGAUGACUCCAGAUUUCCCACGGUGCUCAGCUAUAAGGAAGAGGGGGCACAACAAGACCACUUCCUCUUUUGAGCGUCCAUCAAGGUGACACUUCUGUUUUUCUCUCAUUAGUAUGCAUCAUAAUGGCUUCACAAAGAGCUUUGCUUGUUGUUUAUCUUGUGAGUCUUGUUUAUGUGCGCAGUGCCAAAUGCCUGGGCAGGGAAGAGGUAAUGUUGGGAUGGGGAGGUGGGGGGGGCACAACCCAGUCUGCCCAGACCCUGAAGCUUCCUUAUUUUCACAGUGCCCGGGUGUAAACUCUACCCCAAACCCCCCCAGGGGCGGGCUUAACCUGGGGAAAAUAAUCUUUUAUUUGAUCAACUAUUUAAGAAUUUAAAAAGAAAGAAAGAAAAGAAACAGCUUCUUUAAGUGCUGACAGCCUUUUUAACCAACUUCACAAAAAAUGUACAGAAAAAAUAAGAACCAUAUUGUACAGAUAUAUGUGACCAGCACUCCUAAGGAAAUUAUUAAGCAAUGAGGAGACAUUGAACAACGCUGUACUAUAACAUUUUCUGUAAUGAUAUGAAACUGAUGAAAGAGACUAAGAUAAUAAAAAUCCUUGAUCAUUAUGUAAAAAA